CAGUCUUUGCAGUGUCUUGACGUCACUCGGUGCUUGCAUGGGCUGUGCUAUUGUUUUACAGAGAGUCUGGGCAGUGAAUUGCAGUAUCUGGUUUCUGCUACCUAGUCUUGCCUCGCUGCAUCCAUCAAAAGAGGGGACAUACUGACCUUGGCUUGUCUUUUGGAUUAAUAUACUGCAAAAGAAGCAGAUUGGGAUUGCUGUCUUUUUUUUUUCUGUUCUUGAAGGCAUUUUGUCUGGUUUGGUACAGGGAAGGGUUGUGAUUAGACUUCAGCUCUUGAAAGAGAACACCUGGCAGCUGGAGAGACUGGGCUGCAGUGUCUGCUUUCAUGACCCCUGCUGUGUGACUGGUGCAUCCUUUUUUAAUUUAUUUAAACCAUCAUUUCUGGACAGCCAUGUUUGGUACUGAAUCUUCAUUGAGUAUGUUUUUGAACACGUUAACGCCCAAGUUCUAUGUUGCCUUGACAGGCACUUCCUCGUUAAUCUCAGGUCUUAUAUUGAUAUUUGAAUGGUGGUACUUUCGCAAAUAUGGAACCUCAUUCAUAGAGCAGGUCUCUGUGAGUCACUUGCGUCCCCUUCUUGGUGGGGUUGAUAGUAAUUCUCCAAGCAACACAAAUACUACUAAUGGAGAGACAGACUCCAACAGACAGAGUGUAUCUGAGUGCAAAGUCUGGCGAAAUCCAUUAAACUUGUUUAGAGGAGCAGAGUACAAUCGUUAUACAUGGGUCACUGGACGGGAACCUCUAACAUAUUACGAUAUGAAUCUUUCUGCGCAGGACCACCAAACAUUUUUUACUUGUGACACUGAUCAUUUGCGGCCUUCAGAUGCUAAAUUCCAGAGGAAUUAUCCAACCAAAUCUGUCUUUGUUUGCGGACAGCCUCACCCUCCUCCCAAAGUAAUGCAGAAAGCCUGGAGAGAGAGAAAUCCGCAAGCUCGAAUAUCAGCUGCUCAUGAAGCCUUAGAGUUAAACGACUUUGCCACCGCUUAUAUAUUACUGGCUGAAGAGGAGGCAACAACCAUUGUAGAAGCAGAAAAGCUAUUUAAACAGGCUUUGAAAGCAGGAGAAAGCUGUUACAGACGUAGCCAGCAAUUGCAGCAUCAUGGAACCCAGUAUGAAGCACAACACAGACGAGACACUAAUGUAUUGGUUUACAUUAAAAGGAGGUUGGCGAUGUGUGCAAGAAAGCUGGGACGAACAAGAGAAGCAGUAAAAAUGAUGAGAGAUUUAAUGAAGGAGUUCCCACUUCUCAGCAUGUUCAACAUUCAUGAAAACUUACUGGAAGCCCUCCUUGAGCUACAGGCAUAUGCAGAUGUACAAGCAGUUUUAGCAAAAUAUGAUGAUAUAAGUUUACCAAAGUCAGCAACUAUAUGUUACACUGCAGCACUUCUUAAAGCACGAGCUGUCUCAGACAAGUUCUCUCCAGAGGCUGCCUCCAGGCGAGGGUUAAGCACUGCAGAGAUGAACGCUGUUGAAGCAAUACACAGAGCAGUAGAAUUUAAUCCACAUGUGCCAAAAUAUCUCUUAGAAAUGAAAAGUUUAAUACUACCCCCAGAACAUAUUUUGAAGCGAGGGGAUAGUGAAGCAAUAGCAUAUGCAUUUUUUCAUCUACAGCACUGGAAAAGGGUAGAAGGAGCGUUGAAUCUCUUACACUGUACAUGGGAAGGAACUUUUAGAAUGAUUCCAUAUCCUUUAGAAAAAGGUCACCUUUUCUACCCAUAUCCUAUCUGUACAGAAACAGCAGACAGAGAAUUACUACCAUCAUUUCAUGAAGUUUCAGUUUACCCUAAAAAGGAGCUGCCUUUCUUCAUUCUCUUCACAGCUGGUUUGUGCUCAUUUACAGCAAUGCUUGCACUUCUCACACAUCAGUUUCCAGAGCUCAUGGGAGUCUUUGCAAAAGCAUUUCUGAGCACUCUUUUUGCACCAUUGAAUUUCGUGAUGGAGAAAGUGGAAAGUAUUUUACCUUCCAGUCUAUGGCACCAGCUGACACGAAUUUAGGAAGAAUUCUAAUUUAUUGACUGCCAUGACAUUCUGUGUGCCAAGCUGGAAUUUUGAUGUCAGAAAGACUUAUGAAAGGACGACGGCACACAAAUGUAAAGACUAUACUUUUUUUUUUUUUUUUUUUUUUUUUAAUUUUUAUUUUUUAGGACAGAAAUUUUUGUUGUACAAAAAUAUUGAUGUUCCGUUAUAAUAUUUUGGCCUUCAGAAAAAAAAAAAAAGAAAGAAAGAAAA
Protopterus annectens (West African lungfish) is the source of this 2228-nucleotide messenger RNA. RefSeq names its product suppression of tumorigenicity 7 (gene ST7). The transcript has 16 exons. The record is from RefSeq and is a predicted model, not a curated record. Bases 393 to 1994 code for a protein of 533 amino acids. NCBI's taxonomy places the organism in Eukaryota, Metazoa, Chordata, Ceratodontiformes, Protopteridae.